This is a messenger RNA of Rattus norvegicus (Norway rat), 2809 nucleotides long. RefSeq names its product forkhead box E1 (gene Foxe1). The transcript has a single exon. The record is from RefSeq and is marked provisional. Gene Ontology annotation, cellular component: nucleus. Lineage: Eukaryota; Metazoa; Chordata; Mammalia; Rodentia; Muridae. Gene Ontology annotation, biological process: system development; regulation of DNA-templated transcription; animal organ development. The coding region runs from base 594 to 1706 and encodes 370 amino acids. Gene Ontology annotation, molecular function: DNA binding; DNA-binding transcription factor activity; sequence-specific DNA binding.
CUGGCGCCUUUAAGGAGGCGAAGCCAGCGGAGGGAGGAGCUGGCCCAGGUGUGUGCAGGAGAGCGCCUCGCCGGCGGUACUCGGGGCUGGAGUCCAGGGCGGCAGAGCGGAGCAGUUGCUCGCCACCCGGCCCGGCCCACUCGCCCGCCUCGCCACUGGCUUCGCCUCUCUGCCCUCCGCUUGGGCUGUAUCUUCACCGCAGAGGUGCGGCAUGGGCGGCCACCGCAGGGGUGUACGUUUCCCCCACUGACUGCUCCUGCACGAGACCCCAGCCCGCAGCCUCCUCUACGCGCACCGCCUCGACAGUCAUCCUCGGACCCGCAGGAACUCCCAAACAGUUGCCACCACCCGAGCCUCCGAGCCACCUCUGGACCCCCUGAUCUCUUGGCACCAGAACUUCAAGGACCCUCUGGCCCGUGCCCCGCAGGAGCCGUCGGUGGACGCCGCGCUCCAGACCCCGAAGUCCCCUGCUCUCAGUGCUCUCCGUGCCAGCCGCGAAGCCCCGGCAGAGUCGGCUCUCGGGGUUCGGGAUCUGGGGCCGGCGCGGCCGUCCGCAGCUGCAGACGACGGGGGGUACGGGGGACCGCGGCGCCAUGACAGCCGAGAGCGCGCCGCCGCCCCCGCCGCAGCCCGAGGCGCUGGCGGCCGUGAAGGAAGAGCGCGGUGAGGCGGCGGCGGGCGCGGGGGUCCCGGCGGAGGUGGCGGGUCGCGGCGCCGGAGGACGGCGACGCAAGCGCCCCCUGCAGCGGGGGAAGCCGCCGUACAGCUACAUCGCACUCAUCGCGAUGGCUAUCGCGCACGCGCCCGAGCGCCGCCUGACUCUGGGCGGCAUCUACAAGUUCAUCACCGAGCGCUUCCCGUUCUACCGCGACAACCCCAAGAAGUGGCAGAACAGCAUCCGCCACAACCUCACCCUCAACGACUGCUUCCUCAAGAUCCCGCGCGAGGCGGGCCGCCCGGGCAAAGGCAACUACUGGGCGCUCGACCCCAACGCCGAGGACAUGUUCGAGAGCGGCAGCUUCCUGCGCCGGCGCAAGCGCUUCAAGCGCUCGGACCUGUCCACCUACCCGGCGUACAUGCAUGAUGCAGCCGCUGCUGCCGCCGCCGCCGCCGCCGCCAUCUUCCCGGGUGCCGUGCCUGCCGCGAGGCCGGCCUACCCGGGAGCCGUCUAUGCGGGCUACGCGCCGCCGCUCGCCGCACCCCCGCCGGUCUACUACCCCGCAGCGUCGCCCGGGCCCUGCCGGGUCUUCGGCUUGGUUCCCGAGCGGCCGCUCAGCCCGGAUCUGGGCCCCGCACCAUCAGCAGCCGGAGGUUCGUGCGCCUUCGCGGCUGCGGCGGGCGCGCCGGGCACAGGGAGCUUCCAGCCCGCGGUAUGCACGGGCGCGCGGCCGGUCAACCCGGCUGCCUAUGCCGCUGCCUACGCGGGCCCCGACGGCGCGUACCCGCAAGGGGCGAGCAGCGCGCUCUUCGCCGCUGCUGCGGGCCGUCUGGCCGGACCCACUUCGCCCACCGCGGGAGGAGGCAGCGGCGGCGUGGAGGCCACGGUGGACUUCUACGGGCGCACGUCUCCUGGCCAGUUCGGAGCGGCGCUGGGGCCCUGCUAUAAUCCCAGUGGGCAACUCGGAGCCGGUGGUGGAGGUGCCUAUCACUCCCGCCACGCCACCGCCUACCCCGGCGCGGUGGAUCGGUUCGUGUCUGCCAUGUGAGCCGGGGGUAGGCACAAAACCUCACUGACUCCGGCACGUUCUGAAAGAUGUAAAUCCCCCGGGACCGGUGGACAGGACUAAAAGUGUAUCGGACUGAGACUCACGAGUGUGCGAGGGCUCCGAGGGUCGCGGAGGCUCGGUGUCUUGCCCUGUUCACAGACCGGAUUUGCUUUGGACGUGGGCGGACGUAGGGAGGCCAUAGCCACGUUUGGGCUGACACAGGGGACCCUCGAUGAUGCGAAGCUCCAAAGAGCAUGCCUUUCCGCCAUUCUACUAGGGAGAGCCCUAGGCUGUAAAGGGUGGAGUGUUGCGUCGUUGCCCACACCAGAAUCUAGAAUCCUGAACUGUGGUGGAGUCGUAUGGCUUCAGCGUGUGCUAUGCUGGGCUAAACUCGGGCUUUUUACACGUUCGCCUCUUAACUUUUGACUACCGUACCCCAAAUAAAAGGCUCGGACAGUGCCUUUAUAAUUAAAGUGAGAGCAAGUUUGCAAAAAGAGUUGCUUUUUAAAAAUUAGUUCGGUUCAGCUGGAUUAGUUUUCCCUGCCUCUGAGAGUCACAAGCCUGGGUCGCAAUCGUAACUGAGAAUUCCUCGGUGUGAUCCAGCCCUAACACCUGAAUUUUGAGUCUGUCUGUUAUACAGAACUGUGCGAUUCCGCCGUCUCAUUUUUAAACCCCCUCCCAUUAUCUUGGGUGCCAACCUUCCAUAUUUGGCAGCAUUGGUCAACCACCUAGGGCUUCCCAGUAGCCAUGACAGAAGGCCAUCCAGGAAUGGGAACAGAACAUUGGCAAGUAUUUAACCCAAAGUCCCAGGACUGGCUCCAAGUAGAGAUUGUGCCUUAAUUAUUGAUUUUUUUGUUGUUGUUGUUGUUUUGAGAGAGAGAGAGAGAUUGGUCAUUCCGCAGCAGUGACUACCCAGUCAAAAAUCUGAUUUUCUGAUAAGAAUGUAGGUGGGGAGACUUUCCUUAACUGGGUCUGUCUGUUCUGUUUCCUGUGCGCUCCUUCUUCGGCGCCCUCCUCGAACAAAAAGGAAAAGUAAUAAAUUAGAUGGUUAACAAAGAGAUCUUUUUUUAAUUUUUUAUUUCAUUCUGUAUCUUGUUUGUUUU